CAAAAACCAUGAUUUUCCCGGGAGCCGGUGGUCCAGAACUCGACAAAAUGGCGUCGGAAAAGGUGAAGAAGGAUAUUGGCACGUUUAUCACGUUUGGACUCCUAGUUGAAGCCGCCGCAUUCGCCGCCCACUACUUUGGAAUCGACGGAAUUCUCGUUUAAAUCGAUUUUUUGGCUAGUUUUUUGUUAGCAUUAUCGGAAUUUUUGAAUAAAAAUCAAAAAAUCAG
This is a messenger RNA of Caenorhabditis elegans, 226 nucleotides long. RefSeq names its product C4-dicarboxylate ABC transporter (gene Y39A3CL.3). The transcript is spliced from 2 exons. NCBI's taxonomy places the organism in Eukaryota, Metazoa, Nematoda, Chromadorea, Rhabditida, Rhabditidae. Bases 9 to 161 code for a protein of 50 amino acids. The record is from RefSeq and is marked reviewed.